UGCAAACUGCAAACUGCAAACUGCAAACUGCAAACUGCAAACUGCAAUCUGCAAUCAACGAGAUAACAACCAAACCACCUUUUCGUCCCGGUUUAAACCUUUAUUUCUUCCUUUUUUUAUAAAAAAUAUAAAGUUAAAAAGAUGGCUUUUUCAAUGCUCCUGCCGCGCCUAGCCGCCAGAAGCACCAGCAGACUUUUGACAAACCCAACCAGCUCCCGCCUGCUAGCCACCUCGCUAAUGGCCGCCGCCGCUGCCCACCACCACCCGCGGCGCUGGAACUCCUCCUCUUCAGCAACUGCCGACGACAUCAACCGCCUCAAGCACCUGCGCAACAUCGGCAUUUCCGCCCACAUCGACUCUGGCAAAACAACACUGACCGAGCGCAUUCUCUACUACACUGGCCGGAUCAAGGAGAUCCACGAGGUGCGCGGCAAGGACAACCUAGAGCGCGAAAAGGGCAUUACAAUCCAAUCUGCCGCCACCUACGCCCAAUGGGGAGACACCAACCUGAAUAUCAUUGAUACGCCCGGCCACGUUGACUUCACUAUUGAGGUUGAGCGCGCAUUGCGUGUCCUGGAUGGCGCUGUCCUGGUAUUGUGCUCGGUCAGCGGUGUGCAGAGCCAGACCAUCACUGUGGAUCGCCAGAUGCGCCGGUACAAUGUGCCGCGGAUUUCCUUCAUCAACAAGAUGGAUCGCGCUGGCGCCAACCCAAACCGGAUCAUCGAGCAGAUCCGCACCAAGCUGAAGAUCCCGGCCGCCGCGCUGCAGCUACCCAUUGGCGCCGAGGACGCCUUCGAGGGUGUCGUGGAUUUGCUCACCCAGAAGGCUGUCUACAACAAGGGCACCCGCGGUGAAGACAUUGUUUAUGGAGAAAUCCCCCCGCACCUUGUGGAUGCCGUGCAGGCCGCGCGGGAGGAGCUCAUUGCGACCCUGGCGGAGGUUGACGAUGAGGUUGGGGAGCUGUUCAUUGAGGAAAAGAUCCCCUCGGAGGACCAGCUGCGCGCUGCCAUUCGUCGCGCACGAUCGCACGAUAAGGGCAUUCAGACGCUGCUCGACGCCGUCGUGUGUUACCUGCCGACCCCCACAGAUAUCACCAACACGAUGCUGGACAUUGAUAACGGCGAGAAAGUGCUCGAUGUCAUUCCUUAUGCCAACCAGCCCUUUGUCGGGCUGGCAUUCAAGCUGGAGGAGGGGAAAUACGGCCAGCUCACGUAUAUCCGCGUCUACCAGGGCCGCCUGGAGAAGGGUCAGUUUGCCUACCAUGUGAAGACCGGUAAAAAGGUCAAGAUCUCGCGCCUCGUCCGUAUGCACUCCAACUCCAUGGAGGACGUGGACAGCGUAGGUGCGGGCGAAAUCUGCGCGCUCUUUGGUAUCGACUGCGCCUCUGGAGACACUUUCACCGACGGUACCAUCAAUCGCUCCAUGAGCACCAUGUACGUUCCUGACUCUGUCAUCUCCCUGUCGUUGACACCCAAAGACAAGAACGCUGUGAAUUUCUCAAAGGCUCUUAAUCGUUUCCAGCGCGAAGACCCGACUUUCCGCGUGCAUGUUGAUUCGGAAAGCAAGCAGACUAUUAUCUCGGGCAUGGGCGAGCUCCACCUGGAUAUCUAUGUUGAGCGGAUGCGUCGUGAAUACGGGGUGGAUUGUAUCACGGGUAAGCCGCAGGUGGCCUUCCGGGAGACAGCAACGCAUAAGUCGGAGUUCUCUUACACGCAUAAGAAGCAGAGUGGCGGCAGAGACACCGUUGAGUUUGUCAAUAAUGUGUUUGGCGGAAACAUCCCGACAAACUACAUUCCGGCAUGCGAAAAGGGAUACAUGGAUGGACUGAAUGAGGGUUUCAUGAUUGGGCAUCCGAUUGUUGGCGUCCGUAUGGUUUUGCUCGAUGGAGCGGCGCACUCCGUGGACUCGAGUGAGCUGGCUUUCCGUCUGGCUGCUUUCCACGCUUUCCGCGAGUCAUUCAAGGUCAGCAACCCGAGGAUUCUCGAGCCCCUUAUGACUGUUGAGGUCUCGGCGCCUAUUGAGUUCCAAGGUAGUGUUUUGGGCUCGCUUAAUAAGCGCAAGGGUCUGAUUAUUGAUACGGAGACGCAGGAGGAUUACUGUGUUAUUUUGGCAGAGGUGCCGUUGAACAAUAUGUUUGGUUACUCGACGGAGCUGCGGUCGGCUACUCAGGGCAAGGGCGAACACUCGCCGGUGCUCCCUAAUGUGCAGGAGGACUUGAUCAAGGAACAUCAGAAGAAAUUGGCUGAGAAAAAGUAAGGCUUUUUUUAACUAGAAAGUUUAGAAUUGAAUAAAUAUUAAAUAUUAUUUAAAAAAAGACAUUAUUAUCCGAUAGAUGGAUAAAUAAAUGAAUAGAGUAUGUUAAUGUGACAAAUAUAUUCUGCGAUGCCAGAAACUCACAUUCUCCAGAAUAUAUGUAUACAAGCAAAGCAAAAAGGUAGGUAUCAUGUUAUCAAAAUAUUGUAUAUUGUAUAUAUUCUACUUUUAAAAAUCCUUUUUAAUUAAAGUAGAAAGACAUAUGACAUAGCCUCAUUACUCUUCACUCCUUAUUUUUAUUUUAUUUCUCAAUACAGCCAAUACAAAAUAAAAAAUAAAAAAAAGGUAGAGGUGUUUUGAAAAUAAAAAAU
This is a messenger RNA of Kickxella alabastrina, 2624 nucleotides long. RefSeq names its product elongation factor G. Bases 142 to 2256 code for a protein of 704 amino acids. The record is from RefSeq and is a predicted model, not a curated record. Gene Ontology annotation, cellular component: mitochondrion. The transcript has 5 exons. Gene Ontology annotation, molecular function: translation elongation factor activity; GTPase activity; GTP binding. Lineage: Eukaryota; Fungi; Kickxellomycota; Kickxellomycetes; Kickxellales; Kickxellaceae. Gene Ontology annotation, biological process: mitochondrial translational elongation.